Aethalodelphis obliquidens (Pacific white-sided dolphin) is the source of this 2844-nucleotide messenger RNA. It is a transcript of the gene NAA80, whose product is annotated as N-alpha-acetyltransferase 80, NatH catalytic subunit. Gene Ontology annotation, biological process: protein acetylation. Gene Ontology annotation, molecular function: N-acetyltransferase activity; acetyl-CoA binding. Lineage: Eukaryota; Metazoa; Chordata; Mammalia; Artiodactyla; Delphinidae. The record is from RefSeq and is a predicted model, not a curated record. Gene Ontology annotation, cellular component: cytoplasm.
ACUGCCCCCCUCCCCAUGCGCGGCGUAUUCGUCCUCAUUGUCCCCCGCUCUCCCCGUCCGCUCCGCGCGUACAGUUCUCAAGUGACUAAGCCGCCCCGCACGCCCUCUUUGCGUCUGUCGUUCCCUCCCAGAGCAUGCCGAGCCACAGCCGCCCGGAGUCAAGCUCCCGAAGCCCCCACCCCCAAACUCCACGGUUUGUCACCCAGUGGGAGGAAGGGGAAAACCGAGGCAGGAGAGACUGUCGCCUCUCUCUGUGGACCCGGGAGCCCCACCCACAGUGGGUGGGGUCGGCACAGAAAGGGUUAAGCCUGAGGGGGAAGUCUGGGGCUCCAGGCUCAGGGGCGGAUCCUGGGGUUUCCUCUCUCCUGGUCCAGGGGUGCAGCUGCUGCGGAGGUGGCUGAUGCAGGUGAGGGGCUUAUAGCCCUCUGAGUGGGAUGUGGUAUGAGGGGAGGGGGCUACCUGUUACUGAUCAGUGUGGAAUUGGCCUCAAGCUCACGGGGCCUUCCUGCGGAGGUGGGGAAGGGGAGCCAGGGCAUCCUCUCUGGAACAGGUGGGUAGAAGGGUGGGGCCCAGCGGCCACCUAUCGCUAGAAAUCCCCGAGCAUUGACCCUUCUGCCAGCAGAGCCUGUGGUAGGAUGGGCACACAAUGGAGUUCGGGGUCAGGAGGUCUGAGCCCCCAACCUGGUAGCCGUUGGACACCCCUGUGGAUGUAGGAAGGAAGCUGUGGUUCUUAUCUAGCUAGGGUGUCUACGAAACAGGCCAGUGGGGAACCAGGCCUGCAGGAGCCACGUUGCUGUGUGAGCCGGGCCCUUUUUGAGGGGCAGUUGGGUCCAUGCCCAGUCAAAGUGUCCUGAGCUGGGCAGUGUUGGGGAGGGAGCCAGGGACUCUGUGCCCCUGGUAGGGAAGGCAGUCCAGGGAGGGGAAAUUUGAGCCUGAUGGGUGGGUUAAUGGCACCCCAAUAUCGGUUAGGUGGCAGGCAUGGCCCAGGUGGUCAAAAAGGCUGGGACCUGGAGUAGGGAGAAGGGUGGGACAGGGAACUUCCCUAGGGGAGUUCCUAGGGAAGCUGUGUUCCCUCCGAAGGGAAUACAGCGUUUAAGCAGGGGGUCGUGGUGUCUAGUUUGUAUGCUCUGUCUGAUGGUCAGCCAGCUGCAAUGGUGUAGGGCUGGAUCUACUCUCCUGGGGAGGACAAAGCGGUAGUCAGAGAAGGCUGGGGCCUGGAGUCUUGAUUUCUGCCCUAGCCUUUAGCCCUCAGCCUCCAUCCAGUGUAAGGCAGAGCACCCAGGAUCCAUCCCCUCUGCUCUCCACCUGAGUCAGGUCCCCCAGGUAUAGGGGAUGGGAUCCUCCAGGUCACCUGUGCCAUCAGGUGAGUAUGGGGACAAGGUGCAGCCCACCAGUUCCAGGAUGUGUGGCCCUCCUUAGCACUCUGUCAGCCACUCCCUGCCCCAGCCCCAUCCUCCCUUCUGGCACAGCCCAGCAUGGCUGUUGUCCACAGGAGGAGCACCCUUCUGGUCUCAGGAGAUACCACUGCCUGGAGACUGUGGCCUUAACCCCCAGCCUGGCACUGAGCCACCUGGAACCCAGCAGGAGAUGACCUUGGCUCCCAGCCUGGCAUCUGAGCCUGGAUCCUACAUGUAGGCAAGAGCUGACUCUGAGCCCUGGCCCAGCCAAGCUGACUCCUACCCUAGACCCUAUACACCAGGUGGUGCUGAUCCUGAGUACCACUCCAGCCUAACUGACUCUGGAUCCUGCAUGCCAGCCAGAGGUGACCCUGAGAUCCAACUGGCCAAGCUGAUCCUGGAUCCUACACACCAGCCAGAUCUGACCCUGAGCCCCAGGCUAGCUGAGUUGACCCUGGGUUCUGCAUGCCAUCCAGAGAUGACCCUCAGUCCUGGCUCAACUGAGCUGACCCUGGAUCCCGCACGCCAGCCAGAGGAGACCCCAGCCCCCAACCUGGCUGAGCUGACCCUGGAGCCUGUGCACUGCCGACCUGAGCUCCUGGAUGCCUGUGCCGACCUCAUCAAUGAGCAGUGGCCCCGCAGCCGCGCCUCCCGCCUGCACUCCUUGGGCCAGUCCUCAGAUGCCUUCCCCCUCUGCUUGAUGCUGCUGAGCCCCCGUCCCACGCCAGAGGCAGACCCCAUUGUGGUGGGCCAUGCCCGCCUGUCACGGGUGCUGGACCGGCCCCAGAGCCUCCUAGUGGAGACGGUGGUGGUGGCCCGAGCCUUGAGGGGCCGUGGCUUUGGCCGCUGCCUCAUGGAGGGCCUUGAAGCCUUUGCUCAGGCCCGGGGCUUCCGCCGGCUACACCUCACCACCCAUGACCAGCUGCACUUUUACGCCCACCUGGGAUACCAGCUGGGUGAGCCUGUGCAGGGCCUGGUCUUCACCAGUCGGUGGCUGCCUGCCACCCUGCUCAGUGCCUUCCCCAGGGCCUCCUUUCCCCGGCCACCCUGCAGGGCCCCUAGCCUGACUGCCCAAGCUGCCCCAAGAGCCCCCAAGGGGUCAUCAUUGCCGCCACCCCCACCCCUGCCUGAGCCCUUGACCACCCUACCCCCACCUCCAGGAGGGCCCCCUCCACAAAGCCUGCUGGAGACUCAAUACCAAGACCUGAGAAGACGCCCCAUAUUCUGGAUGGAGAAAGACAUCUGAGGGCUUACCCAGGGCAAGAUGCUGUCUUUCUGGGUCAGUUGACUGCCCAGGACAGUACCAGCCUCAGCCCACUGGCCAUCCCUCAGCUUCUAUCCCCCGAGGACAGCUUCAGCCUAGGCAUGUUUCCUGAGUGCCAGUGGAGAUGGCGCCAUGGCUGUGGCUCAGAGCUCUCAGUGUGGCUGAAUAAAGGCUUCUGUUGGG